AUGAAAGUUGUUUUUACCCAAAUGCUUAAAGCCAAGAACAAAGAUAAAAAGAUGUUCGCUGAUGAGAUAGAAUCCAAAGCACGUGCAAAGGUUAUUGAUAUCGAAUGCAAAUUGGACAAGUUUUUCAAGACAUACUUGGAAAGGUCAAACAUGACCUCAUCGUCUCAACAAGAAACUCCCGAAGAAGUUGUUAAUUUUGAUGACGAAAACGAAUUCUUUGGAAGCUAUAUGACUUCAGGAAGUUUCCCCUCGACAUUGUCAGAAAGUCAAUUGCAACGAUACUUAAACGAGGACCCAAUCGGAUUUGACAAAGGAUAUGAUAUCCUCACAUGGUGGAAAAAUAAUGCGGUGCGGUUCACGAUCGUUGCUCGAAUGGCAAGAGAUAUUUUGGGGAUGCAAAUUUCCACCGUAGCAUCCGAAUCCACAUUCAGUAACGGUCGUCGAGUAAUUACCGACUACCGUACUAAUUUGUCUGUUGUGAUUGUGGAGGCAUUGAUAUGCACUCAAGAUUGGCUAAGAAAGAGUAGCUUGCCUAUAUAUGACUACGACGAAGUGCACGAUGUGUUAGCUGAUGAUGACCUUGCUAUCGACAUUGUGGAUGCUAUACACAACUUGAAGCUAACGGGGGAAGAGAUCGGGAAAUUAGUCAAAAUAUCAAAGAAAUGUUGGAAUCCACAUAUUAGACUUUGUUUUUUUUUUCCGGUUCCAAACUCGAAAAACCGGCAAAAACCGGACCCGGAACCGGAACCGGUAGAACCGCCAGGCCGGUUCGGUUCUUCAUUUUGGCCGAAUCCGGUUCGGUUCGGGCCGGUUAUGGCCGGUUCGGUUCUUUUGCUCAUCCCUAGUGGAGACAAGAUUGCUACCAACCAGAUUGAGAUGCAGACGCUCAAAGAUCAAGUGGGUAAAGAUUUCAUUUUGUGUCGUGUUGAUCACAUCAGUCUGCAUCACAAGUUGGAAGAUCAUGAGAGGAAGUUAAAAGUGAUUGCUCUGGUGAUGGGCGGCGUCAUGGUGGCAAUGCUUGGGAUGAUGAUGGUUGGGCCAAGGUCCUUAUGA
Molecule: messenger RNA, 1053 nt
Organism: Lactuca saligna
Lineage: Eukaryota; Viridiplantae; Streptophyta; Magnoliopsida; Asterales; Asteraceae
Source: the annotation of a GenBank genome assembly